Messenger RNA from Terrapene triunguis (Three-toed box turtle), 1255 nucleotides. RefSeq names its product dihydroorotate dehydrogenase (quinone) (gene DHODH). Gene Ontology annotation, biological process: pyrimidine ribonucleotide biosynthetic process; 'de novo' pyrimidine nucleobase biosynthetic process. The annotation marks the transcript as partial. The transcript is spliced from 7 exons. Gene Ontology annotation, cellular component: cytoplasm; mitochondrial inner membrane. Lineage: Eukaryota; Metazoa; Chordata; Testudines; Emydidae. Gene Ontology annotation, molecular function: dihydroorotate dehydrogenase activity. The record is from RefSeq and is a predicted model, not a curated record.
GCAGCUCUCGCUUUGCAGCAGCGUCUCCGGGAGGCCGUGGCGGUGCUGGGCGGGGGCGGCCUUCUCUGCGCCUCAUACCUGGUGGCCGCGGGUGAGGAGCGGUUCUACGCCGAGCGCCUGAUGCCGGGGCUGCAGUGGCUGCUGGGGCCCGAGACCGCCCACGUGCUCGCCAUCCGCCUGCUCAGCCUGGGGGUCCUGCCCCGCGUGGCCCAGCGCGACUCGGCCAUGCUGGAGGUGUGCGUCCUGGGACGGAGGUUCCGGAACCCGGUGGGCCUGGCAGCCGGCUUUGACAAGCACGGGGAAGCCGUGGAUGGGCUCGCCAAGCUGGGAUUUGGCUUCGUGGAAGUGGGGAGUGUCACCCCACAGCCUCAGGAAGGGAACCCCAAACCUCGGGUCUUCCGGCUGCCAGAGGACCAGGCUGUCAUUAACAGAUACGGCUUUAACAGCCAUGGACAUGCCGCCAUGGAGCGUAGGCUUCGGGCCCGGCAGGGAGUGCAGCUCCAGCUCACGGAAGCUGGGAUGCCCCUCGGAAUAAACCUGGGUAAGAACAAGGGCUCGGCAGAUGCUGCGGCAGAUUAUGUGGAUGGGGUCCGGACGCUGGGCCCGCUGGCCGACUACCUGGUGGUGAACGUGUCCAGUCCAAACACGCCGGGGCUGCGGGACCUGCAGGGCAAAGCCGAGCUGCGCCGCCUGCUGGCCAAGGUGCUGGAGGAGAGGGAUGCCCUGAGGUGUGAGCACAAGCCGGCUGUGCUGGUGAAGAUUGCCCCUGACCUGACUGCCCAGGACAAGCAGGACAUAGCCAGUGUGGUGACCGAGCUAGGUGUGGAUGGGCUGGUCGUCACCAACACCACCACUAGCCGUCCCAGCAGCCUGCGUGGCACCCUGCGUGCGGAGCCUGGUGGCCUCAGCGGGCGGCCCCUGCGAGCACUCUCCACGCAGACGGUUGGCGAGAUGUACUCCCUCACCCAAGGGAAGGUGCCCAUCAUCGGCGUGGGCGGGGUGAGCAGCGGGCAGGACGCGCUGGAGAAGAUCCGGGCCGGGGCCUCCCUGGUGCAGAUGUACACGGCGCUCACCUACCAGGGGCCCCCUGUGGUGGGGGUGGUGAAACGGGAACUGGAGGUGCUGCUGAGGUGAGUGAGGGGCUGGGCUGCUCCCCAGCAGUGCUCUGUGUACGAGGAGGUGGGCCUCCGUCACACCCAUGGCUCCGUGCCUCAGUGUCCCCAGUGGUGUGGGAGCUGCUGGGUCUGAAAGGCCU